[Candida] anglica is the source of this 1709-nucleotide messenger RNA. Lineage: Eukaryota; Fungi; Ascomycota; Pichiomycetes; Serinales; Debaryomycetaceae. The record is from the annotation of a GenBank genome assembly.
CAAUCUCAAACGACAACAACUGGUUAUAUUUGCUUAUAACUGGGACUUGUUUGUAUUGCUAGAUAAAACUCCCCAAACCCCGAAAGCUGAAUCGUUUUCUGACAGUCGUUCUGAUCAAAAAAGGAAAAAAAUUACAAAAGAGCUUACUCUUUCAAAUUUUUUUUUUCUAGUUUCCAAAACUAUCUGUCACUAAAAGGGUCCCUCCAUAUUUUAGUGAGACCAACCCGUUUUUUCAGUUGGACGAAACCUUAACCAAAUCAAUCUUUCCCUGUGAAGAGUUCGAGCUUUUGACUAAGUUGUCGUCUCUCUAUCCUCAGUGGAAAUCUUUUUAUUUGGUCCAUACAUUUUGUUAAUUCCCGUCGUCUCGGUUAUCUCCGUCAUGUAUCUGUACCAUCAACAUCAACCAUCUUUGGUUCAGACUGCUCCUCAGUCUGGAUAUUAUCAUCAAAACUUGGGCACUGCAGGCCAUAGAGCCUCUUCCUCCCUUAGUUAUAUUCCAAGUUAUUCGUAUGCUUAUCCUCAACAAUAUCAACAAUAUCCUCCAAUUCAGGAUAAUGUGAAUGUGAGUGCCACUGCUGCUAACACCGCAGCAGCUACCGCAGCAGCAGCAGCAGCAGCCAACCCUGCGGAAUCUAACGGAGGAAUCUCCCCAGUUCUUGAAUAUAAUAUCGAUAACAUGGCAACCUUUCUUUCAUGGUGUACCUUUGGAAUGCUCAAACAAAACAGAAACCCUACCAAGGAGUUUGACAACUUGGUGGUCUCUGUCUUGUUUGCCACCCGCUUACCCAAAUCCACCAUCAUCAUCGCCUUGGAAUAUAUGAAUCAACGGUACCUGAGUGCCGUUUUGGGCAACUUGUCCGAAACUGAAAUCUUUACCGUUUUAAUCAUUGCCCUUAUUUUGGCCAACAAGUUUAACGAUGACAACACUUUUACCAACAGAUCUUGGUGUGGUGCUGCUGGUCUUUCCCUCGAAGUGGUUAAUGCCGAGGAGAAACUUUGGCUUGAAGAAGUUCGUUGGCAAUUAAAUGUCGUCAAUUUCGAAAGUAACAUUCGUACUUUGGAAGAAUGUUGGACCACUUGGUUGGAAAAGUAUACUGUCAAGACUACACAACCGCAGAUUGGUUCGCAAUUAGCUGCAGCCUCUCCUGCCGUUGUUUCUCCUUCUUCUCAGAACUACUACAACACUAACCAAGCCACCACCAGUAUUCCUUCAUCUCCAAUUCUCCACGACUACACAGCCCCCACCACCAACUACUACUCUCCAGUGGUGCCCAGCUCGUCUCCAAUUAAGUAUGCAGCUGACUCCAUCUGGUCCUACGUACCCCAACAACAACAGCAGCAGCAACCACUCCCUUCGACCAAUUCUGCCAACAUCUGGUCCUACACCCCACCAGCCUAUCAGUACACUGCCCCACACGUGGCCUCCCACGUCUCGGACCCGUACUCGGCCGGCUUUGUUGGUUACAGCAACCCAUACUACUAUAACAUGGCUUCCUGUUAAGCAACAAAAACACUCCAAAACUAAAAAUACAAAAAAAAAUUGUGGAGCACUGGACAGGGACUUUUCGUCUCUCUCGUCCAUUCUAUGUGUCUAAUAGAGUACCUGUUUCUUGCAAGCAGUACAACCACGCACACACUUCCACAUCUACACACGGGCUAUUGUUUGUUUGCCCCUAGGUUUAUCAAAAAUUGAAUGUUUUCUUAUCGGU